CUUAUCCUCUAUAAUAUGGAAACAUAAACGGGUAUUAGAACAACCUGACAUAGACUAAAGGGGCCAAUCAGGAGGAAAUGUACAACUAAACGUCUCAUUUGCAUUGUAAUUGUGACGUUUCUGAUCGCCAUCAGCGCAGUGCAAUUUAAACAUAUGAAUUCACUGAUUAUGGAUAAAAUGGAGCCAAAGGUUUAUGAGCAUUGUGAGGACAAAUUCCGUGAUGAAAACGAUCAAAUUCCAAAUGUUACUGAUAAAACGAUUGCAAUAGGUGGUGGUAUCACGACAAGAGGACUAAAGGGAAUAACUGCGAUAAAUAUGGUUUCUAAAUUACCGUUAUUCAAAAGUUUGCUUCCGAGUUUUUGUAAAACAGCAAGUAAAGGAUUCAGCUAUUAUUUCUAUUUGGCUUAUGAUCACAACGACCCUUAUUUCAGCCUUCCUCAUUCACAUGAAAUGUUCAUCAAGGAAUUCAACAAUUCUGUGGAGAAAGGCUGCCCAUCAGACAUACAAGUUCGAGUUCAUUUAGUGCGUUGUUGUCAUGCGGCAAAACCAGCAUGGGCACAAAAUGAUGCAAUGUGGGAAGCAUACCUUGAUGACAUUCCAUUCUUCUAUCGUAUCAAUGACGACAGCGACAUGCUUACGGUGGGAUGGUCUGAGGUUUUUAUAGACACCUUAUCCAAAUAUAACCCCCCUUAUGUUGGAGUCGUUGGCCCAGAUCAUAGUGGAGGGAACACUGCCAUAUUGACUUAUGAUUUCACCCACAAAACCCACAUGGAUAUAUUCGGAAUGUAUUACCCACGGGUUUUCACAGAUUGGUUUGCGGACGAGUGGGUGACAAAGGUUUAUCAUCCUGAUCAUUCUUCCAAACGUAAAGAUAUCAAACUUAAGCAUACUGAGGAAGCUGGGAGAAGAUAUGAUCUCCAUCUUGACAUUAAGCAAAAGCUGCAAACUACUAUAGAGUCAACGCAAAGAGUACUAAAGCGUUACAUAGAAUACCGAAAUUCGAAAGAGCCUACUAAGGAUCCCAACAAACAGAAAAUAAUUUCAAUGGCCUUAUAUAGGAAUAGAAGUGCUAGUUUGUUCGGGGCAAUUCGCAAUGCUCAGCUUACCCCAGUCAAUUUUCCAGGCUGGACUGCAAGGUUCUAUAUUGAGAAACCGUCGGGUAAAUUACAAUUUAACAAAAUACCAGCAAAUGUAAUAAGUAAACUAAAACAUCUUGGAGCCCAAAUAUCUUAUGUGGAUACUCAGGUUACGACAUUAUCUCCAGAGUUGUGGCCAUAUUUGGCCAGUGAUGAUUCAACUGUAGAGAGGUUUAUUAUACGGAAUGUUUCGUUCCGUAUAACAGAUCGUGAAUUUACUGCGAUUGAAGAGUGGAUCAAAUCUAAUAGAACAUUCCAUUGUAUCCGGGAUCAUCCUUCUCAUAUAACCCCCAUCAUACCAGACCUCAUUGGAGGUGUAAAUUUCGGUAUAAACACCCUAUUUUCAGGAUCCUGGCGUAUUCAUCUAGGCAGCCGAGGUUUCUUGAAUAACCUAUGGGAUCAGUAUAAUGAACAUUUUUAUUGUCAUGACAGCUUUACAUGUAAAAGCCAACCUGAAUCAUUCCCCUUUAUAACCCCACGUGAAGGAGACACAUUCAUUGGACAGACAUACGAUGGAUAUCAACAGGCAGCUAUACCAAACGAAACUGAAGUUCUUACAAAGGCAGAACUAGUUCCUGCAUGUCUUGACCCUAAAAGUUCAAUCGAUAAAGUUGGACCCCCAGAAAAUGUUCACAUAGUGCCAAUCCAUCCAGUUUUUGAAAAUGCUCAACUUGUUUCUUUAGCAACAUCUCAAACAACAAACAGCUCAAAGUAAUGAUGUGGCAAUGUCAUGACAACCAUAUUAAAUGCAAACAGUUU
Molecule: messenger RNA, 1895 nt
Organism: Owenia fusiformis
Lineage: Eukaryota; Metazoa; Annelida; Polychaeta; Sabellida; Oweniidae
Source: the annotation of a GenBank genome assembly